Meleagris gallopavo (turkey) is the source of this 250-nucleotide messenger RNA. Lineage: Eukaryota; Metazoa; Chordata; Aves; Galliformes; Phasianidae. The record is from RefSeq and is a predicted model, not a curated record.
CCCGGCCCGCUGGAAGAUGGCGGUGCGGAAGAAGGACGGCGGCCCCAACGUCAAGUACUACGAGGCCUCGGACACCGUCAGCCAAUUCGACAACGUCCGCCUUUGGCUCGGCAAGAACUACAAGAAGUACAUCCAGGCCGAGCCCCCCACCAACAAGUCGCUGUCGAGCUGGUGGUGCAGCUGCUGCAGUUCCAGGAGGAGGUGUUCGGGAAGCACGUCAGCAACGCGCCGCUCACCAAACUGCCGGUGC